Molecule: messenger RNA, 891 nt
Organism: Adineta steineri
Lineage: Eukaryota; Metazoa; Rotifera; Eurotatoria; Adinetida; Adinetidae
Source: the annotation of a GenBank genome assembly
AUGGCAUCAUCUGUCGGUUAUAAACGAAAAAUAGCCUUAGUUAUUGGUAUUAAUCGAUAUCCACGUGAUUCAUUACAAUAUUGCAUAAAUGAUGCUACUGAUUUAGCAAUUACUCUUAAAAAUAUUGGCUUCAAGAUUUCAUUGGGUUUAGAUUGUGACCUGUACGCUUUUUCAAGUAAAAUUAAUACAUUUGUCGAAACAAUUGAACCUGAUGAUUUAGUAUUAUUUUAUUAUGCUGGUCAUGGUAAACAAAAUAAUAAUGAAAAUUAUUUAUUACCAUAUAUUUAUGAUUAUGGCGAAGGUAAACAUGAUUAUAUGGUAAAUAAUGGUAUUAAUGUACAACAUAUAAUGAAGAAAAUAAAGGAAAAAGAAUGUCGAACUACAAUUUAUUUAUUUGAUUGCUUUAGAUCGAAAAUAGGAACUGGAAGUUCUAAUAGCAAACAAGGUUUAUCGUCUAUAAAUGCUCCAGAUCAAACUUUAGUUGUAUUUGCUUGUGCUCCGGGUACAAUACUAUUAGAUGAAACAAAAAAUAAUAACAAUGGAUGUUUUAUUGAAAAUUUAUUAAAACAUAUUGCAACACCUAAUAAAGAUAUCGAUGAAGUAAUGAAAAUUGUUGCCGGUAAUGUUCAUCGACAAACAGAGGGAUUUCAAUUGCCAUAUCGAACAAGUUCACUUAUAGACACAGUUUAUUUAGUGACAAAUAACAAUCAAGAAUCAAAUGUAACAAGUUUAUUAUCAAAACCACCUGUAUAUAGAAAUCGAGAACUUGAACGAACGAUUAUGAUGUGCCAAGAUCAAUCACUCCGAUCAUUUGAUCGUAUGAAAUUGACUGAUGCUGAUAUGGAAAUAGUGGCUUAUUAUUUACUAAAAGAAAAUACGGUAAAGUCUUAA